CCAAAUUGGUUUGGUAAGUAGCCUGCAGCACCUGAACACACUUGAAUAUGGUGCAUUCCAGUUUGAUCACCCCAAGAAACACCAUGAGUAUGAAGUGGUUUGCAUCUUUAUCUGUUUUAAUUCUACUCCAGACUUCCAAGACUGAGAGUCAAGAUGUACGAGUGAAGCUUUGUGGUCGUGAGUUCAUUCGGAUGGUGGUCACAUCAUGUGGAAGCUCUCGACUCAAACGGAACGCGCCUGAUUCAGACCUUCACUUUGCAAACCCUCAUAGGAAUCUACAAAACUGGCUCGACAGAGAUCUCGUUGCGCACCAGAAAGGGACCCUGACUGCUGAGGACGAGCAGUGGAGGGAGCGUGACUCCCCUGAGAGCGUGACAGAGCGUCCAGCCCCCCAUCAGCACACAAGCCCACCAGCAGAGCUUCUGGAACACUCCACCACUGUGCAGGAUCUCAGCAUGUCCUCCAGGACCCGCCGUGAUGUGGGGCCAGCGGGAGUCUGCUGCACUUCAGGAUGUACCAUGAGUGAACUGAUUCAAUACUGCUGAGGACGGAUAUAGAGCUCACAUGUCUUCUGUCCUCAAGUACUUCUGAAGCUGCAUGUGGUACUUUAAAUUAUGCUUCAUUAAACACUGUAUCUACCAUUAUGGUAACCUUUCUUCAUUUAUGAACAUUAGGUACCUAACAUGAACUAAAAAUUAAAAUACUUCCAAAGCAUUUAUUUAUUUUGUUAAUUUUAAGUUAAAAGUGAAUUUUAGCAUUCGCUUAUACACUGUUAUAAUCAAAAAGUUGUAACUGUUGAUAAAGCCUAUGGUUUAACAGACCUGAGCUAACAUGAACUAAAAAUGAACAUUAUUUUUUAUUAAUAAAUACUGUAAAAAAUGUA
This is a messenger RNA of Carassius carassius (crucian carp), 883 nucleotides long. RefSeq names its product insulin-like peptide INSL5. The coding region runs from base 48 to 545 and encodes 165 amino acids. Gene Ontology annotation, biological process: adenylate cyclase-inhibiting G protein-coupled receptor signaling pathway. NCBI's taxonomy places the organism in Eukaryota, Metazoa, Chordata, Actinopteri, Cypriniformes, Cyprinidae. Gene Ontology annotation, cellular component: extracellular region. Gene Ontology annotation, molecular function: G protein-coupled receptor binding; hormone activity. The transcript is spliced from 2 exons. The record is from RefSeq and is a predicted model, not a curated record.